UGUACAAAUAUUAUUGUUCAAUACUUUUUGAAUAAACUGAAAAAAUGUCUGAAGAAAUUGAUAUAUUAAGAGCAAUUGAACAAGAUGAUUUUUAUAAACCAUUUCUACAUUCAGCUGCCAAAAGCAGUUUAAAUAAAAGUUUGAGUAUUACUGAACAAGUUACUAAACUUGGUGAAGGCAUUGAAUUGCUGACAAAAGAGUUGCAGAAACAGGUUCUUGAAAAACAUGAUGAUUUGCUGAAGCAAGCAAAUCAUGCUACUAAGUUGGAAAAUGUUUUGAACACUAUGAAUAAUCAUGUAGAGAAUCUCUUUGCUAAUGCAGAACGAUUAAAGACACAAAUUGCUGGUCCUUAUGAGGCCUUGGAAAGUCAUACUAAAGUGUUAUCCAGGUUACAUUUGGCUAGUCAUAUAUUAAGGCAAGUUAGCAGGAUUCAACAAUUGAGUAAAAGGUUGAGUAAUACUAGUGAUCCAGUUAGAAAAGCCACAAUUUUACAGGAGCUGGAACAAUUGGCUUCAGAUUCUGACUUAGUUGAUGUUGAUGCUGCUACUUUAGCUUUGAGAAAUGUUAGAUCAGAGCAACAAAAGGUUGUUAAACUUGCAAACAGUUUGUUAACACAAGGUGUGAUUAAUGAGAAUUCUGCCCAAACCUCAACAGCCCUUCAAAUAUUUUCUAAUUUGGGAACCCUAAAAUCAGCUAUAGAGAAUGUUGUAUCUAUUGCUGCUGAGGAAUGCAGAGAAAGCUUGAAAACCACAUUUGAUGCUAGGGUUAAUGUUGAUAGUUUAGCAAACAAAAAGGCAGGUCCUGGUAGGGCAAAUUUGACAUCUUCACAAGGUUUUAGAAUUAGGAUUUGGGCGGAUUUAGAGAAGGCUUUUUCUGAGGAGAUUUACCAGCAAUGCAAACAGAUUAAAUUUCUUCAAAUUAGCCUCACGAGUAUGCACUAUGAUAUGCCCGAUGUUGCCUUAAACUUUUGGAAUUCUCUAGGAGACAUAAUUACGAGUGAAAUAAAGAAUGGAUCCGCCUCGGUGCAGCAAAUGUUGGAAGAAGACUACCCGAAGUUGCUUAAGUGCUAUUAUGAUAUGAUGCAAAAGUUGAACUAUGAUAAAUUCAAUUACUCGAGGAGUAUUUUGGAGAAAUGCGAGAAUGCAUACUUAACCAAUUCCUGGACGCGUUUGUUGGAGCCUACGCAAAGCAUGUUUGUGCAAGAAAACGCAGCUCCCAGUCACGAUCAAAUAGAUUCUUUAAUUAGAAAUAUUACUAGUGAAAUCAGUGUUGCUUUAGUUGAAGAAACUUUGGUGGAAAAAAUCGCGAAGAAUGUUACCAAAUGUAUCAAGUUAUAUGCAGUUAAAACGGAACAACUUUUGGCUACUGGCCCAGAUGCAUCUCAAGUUAUAGGAGGGGCCCCAAACGGUGGUCAACAGUUAAAUGUCCAAUUAGGGAACGCUAUGUACUACCUACAAAUCCAAAUACAACGAAUGCUUAUUAACAUGAAAGAGAGCUUAACGCAGACCAGCAUUGGUAUUAUUAAUGACAGUCUGUUAGUUUUGGAUAAUUUAACAGUCGCUAUUUUACAACCUUUGAUUGCGUCAAUAAAUAGCACGAUUGAAACGAUCUUGGUUACAAUACAUUUAGAGACCGAUUGGAAUAAGUUGCAAUCGACAAAUCGGACCAACAUUCCAUGCAGUCCAUAUAUGAGAGAACUAAUUCAAUUCAUAAGUCGCGUUUUUCCAACGUAUUUAGCGCGAUUUGAUAACAAGGAAAUUCUGAGUACUAAAUGCAGUGAUAUUGCAUUGAGAUGCAUCGAGUUGUUAGUACGCCACGCUUCGAUUCUACGACCGAUUUCGCAAGGAGGUCGUGCUAGAUUGCAGUCAGAUUUCAACCAUUUGGAGCAGUCAUUGAAAUUGCUUUGCCCAUACUUGACUGACCUAGGAAGACCAUACAGGCUAUUCAAAUCUAUGGCCACUUUAGUGGCACUAACACCUCAAGAGAUCGUCGCUAGUCAAGAAGACGGAAGUUCCGUACCUCACAGUACUGUUCUACUUUUACUUUUCUCAUUCGCAAGUUUAGAUUUAGCCAGUCCUCAUCAAAAUACCGGUUGGAGUUUACCUAAACUAUCUGCGUGGUUAGAUGAACAUACUUCUGAAGACGAAAGACUCGAUUUAAUUGCUGGUGCACUUCAGAAGUACGAAAGUACCAUCAGAAUGAAGAACUUGACUAACUUUGAUUCUGUAUAUCCAAUUAUGUCGGAGUUUUUGGCGCAGGCCGUCAAAAAGAACUGAACUUAUUUUGAUUCCAUAUAAAUUUCAAUACAAUUUAUAUAUUUUAAAUUAUAUAUUUAUCACCAAUUUUAAUAAAUAAAAUU
This is a messenger RNA of Nicrophorus vespilloides, 2359 nucleotides long. RefSeq names its product conserved oligomeric Golgi complex subunit 5 (gene fws). The coding region runs from base 45 to 2276 and encodes 743 amino acids. The transcript is spliced from 11 exons. The record is from RefSeq and is a predicted model, not a curated record. Gene Ontology annotation, biological process: intra-Golgi vesicle-mediated transport. NCBI's taxonomy places the organism in Eukaryota, Metazoa, Arthropoda, Insecta, Coleoptera, Silphidae. Gene Ontology annotation, cellular component: COG complex.